CGGACCUAGAAUAAUAAAAAAACUCCAUGGUUCACGUUUGCUUUUGCGUUUCGCAUUAAUUCGUUUAAUUAAGAUGAUUAAGAUGAAUUUGGUGCACUAUUUACAUCAACAUUAGACCUGUACAUCAUCUAGCAAUAAAGAUAUUCUAUUUAAUAAAGUAAACGGUGUAGUAUUAAAAACAGCAAGCAAACCACCUAUAUAUACUCGGAUCUCUUCAAACUACAAUGUCUAAGCUCAAGGGACCGAAUAACCUCUUUAUAGUCUUGGACAAGACACAAAAUACGUGCUCAGAGCAGUACUUGUUGUGUUGCCGCGCCUGCUUGUCCACCGACGGCCGAUUGUACAAUAUUCAUGAUUAUAAACUUGUUAACGCUUUCUCUGCCAUCACUGGAGCUCCUGUUUUCAAGGACAAGCUUCCUCAAUAUCUAUGCUCGCACUGCUGCACUUUACUGAUGAAAUGUGUCUCGUUCAGGAAGAUGUGUAUCCAAACACAACAACGGCUUAUGCCUGAGUUGCUGAGAGGACAGUUAAACACAAAUUACAUUCGCAGUAUAAAUCAGCCUUCUCUACAAUUCAUCAAUUUGACCACAACUGAAGUUGAAACUAUUGAAUACAUCCCUAAAGACACAGAUAUUACGGCUGCACCAGAAAAUGAUAUUAAAACAAUGGAAACCCUAACACAAGGCAUAAACUUAGACACAUCAUUAGCAGUAAACAUAAAACAUGAACCUAACAUAGAUAUAGUUGACAUAAAUAAUAUUUUAAACAAUACUGAUGAAAUGAAACAAUUUGAUAUUGAAAUAGAUGAAGAAAGUAACCAUAAUGUAAAAGAUGAAAAUAGAUUAAAAAGGACCAAAUUUAAGAUAGAAAUUGACAGUGAAAAUGGUGAUGUAAUGAAUGUUAAUAGAAUCAAAUCUGAUAUGGAUGGAGGUAUUGGGAAUGAAAAUGAAGAUAUAGGUGGUGUCAGUGUAAAAAAUGAACCAAACUUAGGAAUUGGGGACCAUAUUGAGAAUAUAAAUGAUAUCAGUAGUAUAAAGAAUGUUAAAAAUUCAGUAAAAAAGCGAAAAGGAAACAGUAAUACACAAAACGCUAACAAUUCAGUAAAAAAGCGUAAAAGAAAUAAAAAAGAGGAGAAAACUGAAUGUAAUCUUAAUGAAAAAAAUACGGGCCCCAAACCGAUUCGCACAAGGAAAAGAAUAAAAAAUGAAAAGGAAGAAAUGCGAAAGAAUAAGAUUUUCGAAAGUGAUCAUUCAGUGCAAAUAGUUAUUUUGAGCAAGGAAGAGCAGCUGGCUGAGUUGGCAGCGCGCCGGGAGGGCAGGAACUACUUGGAGUCUCAGUUCAAGUGCGAGGUGUGUUACAAAGGAUACGGGAUGAAGCCCGCUUAUGAGAACCACGUGGAGCGGCAUAAUUCUAGCAUUGGUCCGUACGCGUGCGAGAUCUGCCAGGUUCGCUUCGCGAGUAGUAAAAGGAGGAAUCAGCACCAGAGUUUGCAUCAAAUGAAGAUGUUCUGCAAGCUAUGCGACUUCGUUUCUAGGAGCAAGUCACAGGCGAUGCUGCACCACGGCCUUCACGAGGGCCGGACCUAUGUGUGCCAGCAUUGUGGCAAGAGUUUCAAAAAGAGUACGUCCUACCUGUCUCACAUGCGUACCCAGCAUCUCGCGAUGAACGUAGCCUGCGACGAGUGCGGCGAGGUGUUUGUCGGCGAACACGGACUCAGGUUGCAUAAGGGAAAAACUCAUGCCAAGAGAAUAAAGUGCGAAACAUGCUCAGCGAUGUUUCUGAGCUUAGCCGCUCUGGACAGACAUACGGACACGGCCGGCGAGCAUAGAGACCUGUGGCCGUGCGAGCAGUGCGGCGAGAACUGUGCGAGCGAGAAAGCGCUACACAAACAUGUUGGGGACACACAUCCGACGGUGUCAAUUCGAUGUGAUAAGUGUUCGAUAUCGUUCCCGACCACCGAAGCAUACACGACCCACGUGUCGCGCUCACACCUCCAACAGAAGAAGAAAAUCGACACACGACAGCGAAGGUGCCUUAAGCCGAAACCCUCCGAGAAAAGUGAGGCUAUCUGCGAGCAAUGCGGAUUUAAAGUGCCGUUCGCAUCGAUGCUGAUACAACAUAAUCAACUCAAACAUCAGGCGCCAAAACCAUAUGUCUGCAAUGUCUGCUCGAAGGGCUUCACCUCAAAAGAAAAUUUAAUUAUUCAUAUCCGCUCGCACACGGGCGAGAAACCUUACAAGUGUAAGCACUGCUCGAGGGCCUUCACCAUGAAGAGUAACCUUGAACGACACUAUAAAACAGUGCACCUGGGUGUCCGCGGCUGCUUCUCAUGUCACAUCUGUGGAAGCACCGCCACGACCAAGUAUUCGCUGCGCGUCCACAUCGAUUCCAAACAUGGCGGCCGAGGCUGGCCUAGGAGUCGCAAGCGCCAACAGGCACAGAAAAUAAAAGAGAAAUGA
Molecule: messenger RNA, 2459 nt
Organism: Cydia strobilella
Lineage: Eukaryota; Metazoa; Arthropoda; Insecta; Lepidoptera; Tortricidae
Product: zinc finger protein ZFP2-like
Exons: 12
Coding region: 225-2459 (744 amino acids)
Biological process (GO): regulation of gene expression
Cellular component (GO): nucleus
Molecular function (GO): zinc ion binding
Source: RefSeq, a predicted model, not a curated record